AUGGACUUUGACGAAGACGACGCGUUCUUGUACGGUGAUGGCGACGAACUCGUCAUCAACCAUACGCCGCAAAAGGAGGCCGCACCUGCACCAGGUCAGUGCCGUGCGCCGUUCAUGGCGCUGAGCCGACGCCGAGUUACUGACCGCCCUUUCUGCUCCGUGUGGUGUGCUGCGUGCUGCGUGCUGCGUGCUGCGUGGAGCAGCUCAGAAUACUGCGUGAGUUCACUCGGGCUCGAUCUAGUCGCUCCCCAGCUGACCACAGCGAUCGUCUCUCGCCAACAGCGCAUCAGCUCAGAAUGGCGACGACGACGAGGCAGAGAUCCAGCAGCAGCAGGACGAAGAGGACAGUGACGAGGUGGGUAAACCCCGCUGCAUCAUCUUUGGUUUCGCUGUGACUGAACGUUUCGCACAACCCCCCACGGGGCAGGACAUUGAAUUGAUCCUCGACGGUGAUCCCGUGCCGCCACCACCCCCGUCAGUCCCGCAACUGGGUCCUCUUCUCCGCUCGGGAUCCCUCAACUCACGCCCCCGUUAUGGUACCUUCCACAGCUUGCGCAGACCGAACGCACCCGUGCCCAUCCUCGCACCCGUAUCGCCCACCCAACCUCGUCCGUUUCAUCGCCGAACUCCGUCGGUGGACCCGCGCCAAGCCGAGUUGACGCUCCAUACCCCCCUUACCCCACAGUCACCGCACCUAAAACCACGACCGACUAUUCACCCUUGGACAGGCCAGGCACGAACACCCCGAACCCGAACUCGAACCCACCCGCCACCGCAUCAGCCGCCCCCGCCCCCACUCCAGCGACAGAAGCAGAAGACGAUGCACCGCACCCGCCUACCACUGCCAAAGUCGAACCGACCCUCAUCCCACGCGGAUCGCUCUACCCGCUCCCACCGACGAUGCCUCCGCCCAGCCUCGACGUCGACUUGAUCCCCCAAGAUGACCAAGGUCACGACCUCUUCGAUCUCGAGCUCGACGCGCUCCCCGAAAAACCUUGGACUCGACCGGGCGCGAAUAUGGCCGAUUAUUUCAACUAUGGGAUGAACGAAGCGGCGUGGAAGAACUACGCGCAGAAGCAGAAAAAAUUGAGGCAAGAAGUACAGAACGAUGCGAGUAACCCGUUCGCCGUAAGUCCACUCUCUUCCAACCCAAACUCUUGGGAGGGUUUCGUCCUCGUGGGGGAAAAAUAAAGAGAGAAAAAAUCCUGACGAUCGCUUUUCCUUUUGAUCCCACAUGAAAGAUCUUUGCCACUUCGGACCUUCCCACGGCCAUCUCGUCCCUGCACCCCGAACAAAAAAUACUCUUGGUCGCUUCCCUGAUGGGUAUUCAACCGAGUAUGCCGGGACCACCACCCCCUCAAGCGAUGAUGCAUAUGAUGAGCAUGAUGGCUGCUGCUUCGGGAGCUCAGGGAGGACAGGGGAUGAAUCCCGCGGCGACGGCGCAGGCGUUCAUGCAGCAGCAACAACAACAACAACAGCAACAGCAACAGCAGAUGAUGGCUCAACAAGGACUUGGAGGCUAUGGUAAUCAAGGACAGGGCCCAACACAAGGAGGGAUGGACAUCUACGGCGGCGGUGGCGGGCCCAAUGCGCAGAUUGGAGGUCAGGCGAGGAUGAUGAUGAAUGGUGGCAAUGGCGCGAAUAUGCCUCAGGGGAUGCAAGGGAAUGGUGAGAUGGGGAUCGGAGGAAUCGGUGGGAUGGGCGGUAUGGGCAUGGGAAUGGGAAUGGAAGGAGGUGGAUUCGGAAUGCCUCAAGGUGCUCAGGGCCAGGGUCAAGGACAAGGACAGGCAGAGGCUUUCGAGAAUGAGGGUGCGGCCGACCGUGAGUUUCAUGGCGGCGUGUGCUUUCAUCUGUCGGAACGGAGUGCUGAAAGUCAAAGGUUUUACUCUUUCAUAGUCAACGACCCUAACGCGACGCAGCAGAACGUUACGGAAGAGAAUGGCGAAGGAAAUGAAGGAGGUGAUGCGGUGAGUGUGCCUCCCGCUUUUGGGCACAAGUCUCGAGCCCUGACCACGACCUCUCUUAACGACCAUUAUCACAGGACUAUUCCACCAUGAUGCAACAGCAAUACCAAAUGCAACAACAAAUGCAACAACAACAGAUGCACCAAAUGCAACAGAUGCAACAACAACAACAGCACAUGAUGGGUGGUGGACGAGGUCGAGGAGGGAUGGGGGUAAACCUCCGAGGUGGGCGAGGUGCCUUCGCUGGAAGAGGUGGAAGGAGCGGGGGGAUGAUGAUGCUUCCCGGCGGCGGGGCGAAUGGACCCCAGCCGGGCUUGCCGCAAGGAGCGAUCCCGACCGGUCCAAGGAACGUCCCGACGGCUCUACCCCCCAACGUACCUACGGGACCGAGGAACGCCGGUCCUCCUCCACGAGGUCCUCGAGCUGGUGUUCAUGCGACGUAUCACGACAAAGAUCGACAAGCGGGGCAACAAGAUAUGAGCGGCCUCGAUUACGGUGGUGCAAGUGGGGGGAGUGGUGGUGUGUCGACGAGUCAUUCGACUGGUGGUGCGGAGGGGAGAACGCCAUUGAACGAACGAGGUGGUGGGGAGAGGAGGAAGAGGAGUUAUUCGGAAGAUUCCGGGAGGUCGAGAUCGAGGUCGAGGUCGAUUGAUUAUUCGAGAGGGGGGUCGACGACGACGGCGACGACUGGAGCGGGGGCGGGGCAUGAAGCUGGGGGGAGGGCGCGAGGGGUAACUGAGAGGGAGAGAGAGAGGGAUUCGCCGAGGGAUUCACCCAGGGAUAGUGGGAGUGAAAGAAGGGGCUCGAGGAAGGCGACGGGGAGGAGUUCGAGGGCGGAGGAGGAGGAAGAAGGGAGGGACAGUCGUACUGAUCGGGAUAAAGGGGAUCGUGAGAGACGGGAUCGUGACCACGACGUUGGAGCCGAAGAGGAUGCACGGCCAGCAGGCUUCAAGAUCAAAGGAAGUCAAGCCGCCGCCGUUGUGGAGGAAGAUGGGGCGGGUGAUCGAAGUUCGAGGGAAGUCAGUGCUUCGCGCGAGGCCGAAGGUCAUCGUCGACGAUCGACGAGGUACGACGACGAAGAUCAUCGUGAGGCGUCGUCGCGGAGAAGUGGGACGAGGAGGAGUCGGAGAUACAGCGAGGAGGAGGACGCCGAUGAUCGCGACUCGACGAGGUGAGUGUCGAGUCAAGGCGAUUAGACGACCUGGCUAUUCAUUGUACGGAAGUAUGCUGAGAUUCGCUGGAUUCUUGAAACGAUUCACCAGGAAACGCAAGUAUGAAGACGAGCAUUAUGAACCGAGGGUCACUAGGUCGCGAGCUUCAAAGUGA
This is a messenger RNA of Microbotryum saponariae, 3290 nucleotides long. Lineage: Eukaryota; Fungi; Basidiomycota; Microbotryomycetes; Microbotryales; Microbotryaceae. The record is from the annotation of a GenBank genome assembly.